Messenger RNA from Pyrus x bretschneideri (Chinese white pear), 855 nucleotides. Its product is annotated as histone deacetylase complex subunit SAP18-like. Gene Ontology annotation, cellular component: nucleus. The transcript is spliced from 6 exons. The record is from RefSeq and is a predicted model, not a curated record. Gene Ontology annotation, biological process: negative regulation of DNA-templated transcription. The coding region runs from base 61 to 567 and encodes 168 amino acids. NCBI's taxonomy places the organism in Eukaryota, Viridiplantae, Streptophyta, Magnoliopsida, Rosales, Rosaceae. Gene Ontology annotation, molecular function: transcription corepressor activity; transcription factor binding.
ACAAAUUUCUGUUACAUCGACCCCAAAACCCGAAAUCGUUCUCAGGCAAGGACUUCGACAAUGGAGAAGAGAAGCAGAGAUGAAAAGAUGGGCGGGCCGGUUCCCCAGACGCGAGGCCCACCCGGAAGACAACUUCCGCCACCUCCUCCUCCGCCUCACUCCAGGGGUCCGCCGCCCCCGCCGCCUCGCCCCCGCUCCGAACCCAUCGACCGUGAAAAGACUUGCCCUCUGCUGCUCCGGGUUUUCACUAAGAUUGGAGCUCAUCACAGUGAGGUGGACUUUGCAGUGAGAGGCAAUGAACCCAAAGAUGAGGUUCAAAUUUAUACAUGGAAAGAUGCAACACUUCGUGAGCUAACUGAUCUCGUCAAAGAGAUUGCUCCAGAGGCUCGGAGAAGAAAUGCUAGGCUGUCUUUUGCUUUUGUAUACCCUGACAAGCGCGGUCGUUUUGUGGUGAAACAGGUUGGGAUGACAAAUUCUCAUGGAAACGGGAGACAAGUGGAUGAAAGCAAGGCACUGAAUGAUCUUAGCUUUCAGAUUGGAGAUUAUUUGGACGUGGCGAUUCUAUAGAGAAGAUGGCUGUGGCAUUAGCACUGAUGUUUCUUCGGAGGCAGCAUUUUGGAUGGAUCGAGUGGGAAGGAUGCCGUUAGAGUUUGAUGCGAUGCCCAUUUUAUUGGAUGUCUUAAGCUUUAGCUGCCUUUACUCAACUGUCUUGCGGAGGCCGUUUGGUAUGUUGUAAGGAUUUUUAAACUCUUCGGAAGGAUUUCUGUAAUCUUAGUACCGAUUUUAGUUCUUGCUGGAUACAAGCAUUUCAUAUUUAUUGAAAACAAACCCAAAUAGAAAUGCUUUACAACUUGA